AUGCUCAGUGUCAUGGACGGGGGUGAGAUUUCGCCUGGCUCUGAUGUUAGGGUGAAAAAGAAAACGACCGGUAGCGGCUGCGCAUACACACAUACACCCGGAGCAUACACCUGCUACCAACUGCGCAAGGCACAGAGUUGUGCAGAGUCUAAUUCUGACACUGACAGUGGUCAGCACAGUGCAGGAUUAAAAUUUUGUGACUCUAAUCAGGUUGCUAUGGAAGAAGCAGAGGAUGGAGAAGAGGAGUUCAAGUUUCAGCACCACAGGCUGAGACGAGCUGGUGGCAGUGGCGGCGGCGCCGGUAAAGGAGGUGGCGGAGGCAGCAUCAGGAUGAAAAACUUUACACCAGGAGGGGGAGCCGCGUCAACAGCAUGCAAGAACUCCAACAACAAUGAGCUCAACCCAGUUCAAGACUCCUCUGAACAGAAGGAGCAGUCGGCUACCGCUGGUGCUGCUGUAGCAACCAAAACGCCAACUUGUCUGGGAGAUGCCGUCGGACGAAACGACUCUGUUAAGACCGGAGGAAAGAAGUCUUCUACCGUAGUGGCCGUGACGGUAGAGGCUUCUAAUGAUCCUGGUGAUAGUGGUGGAAAUAGCACAGCACCGGGCUUCAGCAUGAAAUGCAACAAAAACGGAGAAUGCAGGAGGGACUCCGGUACGACUGGGAGCCUCCGUUCGAUCAUGUCCAAGCAAGACAAACAAAGUGGAGGCGGGAUAACCCGAUCUGAGGACGGGAAUAAACGGGCUACCUGUAAUUCAACGACCAGCAUGGACGGGUCGACCACUCCUGUCGGUUCCCUAACACAAGGGCAGGGGGGUGACACGGCCAAUACCGGCAACACCCCAGUCUCCGCGGGUGUCCCAGAGAAGAAGGACUCCAAGGUUUCUUUUUCCAAUGCACCAAGUCGGAAAGCGUCCUCUUCUCUUCACGGUUCUCAAGCCCAGUCUCAGCAGCCGAGGAAUUCAGUUACAUUUCUCAAGUCGGAAGAUGGACCGCAGAUGGUUGCUGAUGAUGCGGAGACACGGGGGAGUCAAGCAAGCUUUAUGCAGAGACAGUUUAGUAGUAUGUUACAGCCCGGUGUGAAUAAAUUCUCUUUACGCAUGUUUGGGAGUCAAAAAGCGGUGGAAAAGGAACAAGAGCGCGUAAAAUCUGCAGGCAACUGGAUUAUUCACCCCUAUAGUGAUUUUAGAUUUUACUGGGACUUCACAAUGCUGCUUUUCAUGGUGGGCAACCUGAUUAUCAUUCCAGUAGGCAUCACCUUCUUCAAAGAUGAGACCACCACACCGUGGAUUAUCUUUAACGUAGUGUCAGAUACCUUCUUCUUAAUGGACCUGGUGCUCAACUUCCGCACCGGCAUCAUUAUUGAGGACAAUUCGGACAUCAUCCUGGACCCAAAGACCAUUAAAAAGAAGUACCUGAAGACCUGGUUCAUUGUAGACUUUGUGUCCUCCAUCCCAGUGGAUUAUAUCUUUCUCAUUGUGGAGAAGGGCAUUGACUCAGAGGUCUACAAGACUGCUCGUGCCCUGAGAAUUGUGCGCUUCACUAAGAUCCUUAGUCUACUUCGACUCCUACGUCUGUCCAGGCUCAUACGCUACAUCCAUCAGUGGGAAGAGAUCUUCCACAUGACGUACGACCUGGCCAGCGCGGUGAUGCGGAUCUUUAACCUGAUUGCCAUGAUGCUGCUGUUGUGUCACUGGGAUGGUUGUCUGCAGUUCCUGGUGCCCAUGCUGCAGGACUUCCCCUCUGACUGCUGGGUCUCACUCAACAAGAUGGUGAAUGACACAUGGAGUGAACUGUAUUCCUUUGCAGUCUUUAAGGCGAUGAGCCAUAUGCUGUGUAUAGGUUAUGGGCGGCAGGCUCCAGAGAGUCUGUCUGAUAUCUGGCUCACCAUGCUCAGUAUGAUUGUUGGGGCCACCUGCUACGCUGUCUUCAUCGGUCACGCUACCGCCCUCAUCCAGUCUCUAGACUCAUCCAGACGACAGUACCAAGAGAAGUAUAAACAAGUGGAACAGUACAUGUCUUUUCACAAACUUCCAGCUGAUUUCCGACAGAAAAUCCAUGAUUACUAUGAACAUCGCUAUCAGGGAAAGAUGUUUGAUGAGGAGAGCAUCCUUGAGGAACUGAAUGAACCACUGAGAGAGGAAAUUGUGAACUUUAAUUGCCGUAAACUGGUUGCUUCCAUGCCUCUGUUUGCCAACGCUGAGCCAAACUUCGUUACCGCCAUGCUGACCAAGCUGCGCUUUGAGGUUUUUCAGCCAGGAGAUUAUAUUAUACGAGAGGGCACCAUUGGUAAAAAGAUGUACUUCAUCCAACACGGUGUGGUCAGUGUGAUCACCAAAGGCACUCUGGGAAUGAAGCUUUCGGACGGAUCUUACUUUGGAGAGAUCUGUUUGCUGACUCGAGGUAGGCGUACAGCGAGCGUUCGAGCAGAGACUUACUGUCGGCUGUACUCUCUUUCUGUGGAUAACUUUAAUGAGGUUUUAGAGGAAUACCCCAUGAUGAGGAGAGCCUUUGAGACCGUGGCUAUUGACAGACUGGAUCGCAUAGGCAAGAAGAAUUCUAUACUGAUGCACAAAGUGCAGCAUGAUCUCAACUCUGGAGUCUUCAACAACCAGGAGAAUGAGAUGAUCCAGGAGAUCGUGAAGUAUGACCGCGAGAUGGUGAAGCUGGUGGACCUGCAGCGUCCUCGGGCUAUGUCCAUGACCCACCCCAACCCAAGCAGCAUGUUCGCCCCUCCAGGCCAGUCUCAGGGCAGCUCAGCUAUCGCGACCCUGCAGCAGGCCGUGGCCAUGAGCUUCUGCCCGCAGAUGGCCGGUCCAAUGGUGGGGCCGGGGGUCCUGCAGUCCCCACGGAUGGUCCGACGUUUCCAGGUGAUUCAGAACCUCUCCAGCCCCGUGUCACUGUCCCCUCAGCAAUCCCAGCCCCCUGGAGGGGCGUUUGCUGCUGCGUCCGUAUCCAGCCCACCUGUACAGAGCCCGCUGGCCGCCCCAAGCCGGACUUUCCAGUACGGCUGUAGCCCCAUGGGUGGCCCUUCCGGUUCCCAGCUGUCACUCAUCCAGCAGCACGUUCCCAGCCCGACGCGGCCAGCUCCUCACAAGAGCACCCACUCUUUAGCUAGCGGUGGCCUGAGUCAGGAAACUCGGGCGCUGUCCGCCUCGCAACCCUCCCUUCCCCAGGAUGGAGCUCCCAUAGCAGGACCCAGUCCUCCACCAUCCACCCACGCCUCCUCCACUUCCAUCGAACCCCUGCAGCCUCACCCAGUUGUACCAGGGCCCUCUGGCACGAAAAGUGCCCUGUCCCAGAGGGUGACUCAGCCUCAGCAGCCAUCUCCAGUGGGGGUUUUCUCCCCCACCCCUCCACCCACAGCUACGGAGGCUGGAGUGAGUGGUACAUCAGUGGCACCGGGGCAACCGGACUCAGGAGCACAUAAGAAAGAUUCCAUAGUCAGCCUUCCGGAAACAGACCUGCCCAGAUCCAGGUUGUCCUCUAACUUGUGA
Molecule: messenger RNA, 3498 nt
Organism: Chanos chanos (milkfish)
Lineage: Eukaryota; Metazoa; Chordata; Actinopteri; Gonorynchiformes; Chanidae
Product: potassium/sodium hyperpolarization-activated cyclic nucleotide-gated channel 2-like
Biological process (GO): sodium ion transmembrane transport; potassium ion transmembrane transport; regulation of membrane depolarization
Cellular component (GO): HCN channel complex; dendrite; membrane
Molecular function (GO): voltage-gated potassium channel activity
Source: RefSeq, a predicted model, not a curated record